AUGUUCUUAAUUUUAUCUAUGAAGCAUGAGGAGAUAGAAGCAGAUGACAAUGUCUCCACAGUGGUGCAGUUUGUUCUGCUGGGAUUUUCUGAAUUUCCAAACCUCCAAGGCCUUCUAACUGCAGCGUUCUCCAUCAUUUACAUGGUUAUCCUCAUUGGGAACAGUCUCAUAGUCAUAAUAACAAGGCUGGACCCUGCGCUGCACAAACCCAUGUAUUUUUUUCUGUCACAUUUUUCUAUGCUGGAAAUCUGUUAUGUUUCAGUCAUACUCCCCAGGUAUCUGGUCAGUCUUUGGACUUGUGAUAGGAGCAUCUCCCUACUGAGCUGUGCUGCCCAAAUGUGCAUCUUCCUUGCACUGGGAACUGCAGAAUGUUUCCUUCUGGCUGUGAUGGCCUAUGACCGCUAUCUGGCCAUCUGCAACCCUCUGCACUAUCCUCUCAUCAUGAACCCAAGGAAGUGCCAUUUACUGGCUGCUGGCUCCUGGCUAGGGGGAAUAACAGUCCAGAUAGGGCAAACAUGCUGGAUAUUCUCACUGCAUUUCUGUCAUUCUAACCAAAUCAAUCACUUUUUUUGUGACCUACCCAAUAUUCUUAAGCUAGCCUGUGGUGAUACUUCAGUGCAUGAGGUGUCUGUCCAUGUAGUAGUGAUAUUGGUUGCUACAGUACCUUUUAUAUUGAUACUUGUCUCUUAUAUCAAGAUCAUUGCCACUAUUCUGAGGUUGCCUACAGCCCAAGGACGUGCUAAGGCAUUCUCCACUUGCUCCUCUCAUCUGCUGGUUGUAGUUUUAUUUUUUGGGUCUGGUUCCAUUACCUAUUUCAGUCCCAAAUCCAACCAUUCUGCAGGAACUAACAAACUGCUCUCUCUUUUCUACACCAUAGUGACUCCCAUGUUCAAUCCUGUGAUAUACAGCCUCAGGAAUCAGGAUGUGAUUGCUGCACUCAAAAGAUUAUUUCUUAAAACAUAG
Marmota monax (woodchuck) is the source of this 963-nucleotide messenger RNA. RefSeq names its product olfactory receptor 10AG1-like. The record is from RefSeq and is a predicted model, not a curated record. Gene Ontology annotation, biological process: G protein-coupled receptor signaling pathway. Gene Ontology annotation, molecular function: olfactory receptor activity; G protein-coupled receptor activity. Bases 1 to 963 code for a protein of 320 amino acids. The transcript is spliced from 2 exons. Gene Ontology annotation, cellular component: membrane. NCBI's taxonomy places the organism in Eukaryota, Metazoa, Chordata, Mammalia, Rodentia, Sciuridae.